Salvia hispanica is the source of this 667-nucleotide messenger RNA. RefSeq names its product autophagy-related protein 8C-like. Lineage: Eukaryota; Viridiplantae; Streptophyta; Magnoliopsida; Lamiales; Lamiaceae. The record is from RefSeq and is a predicted model, not a curated record.
CCUUUUAAAAUACGUACUAGAAUAAGCCUCAGCCCUCUGAUCUCUGCGUCAUAUUCUUUAUCCCAUAUUCCUUGUUUCUAACGUCCCAAAUUAUAUCCAGUCACCCUUUCAAGCUCCAAUUACCGUUUGUUGUUGCGUCUUUAUUGGAGAAAAAAAAUCAAAUCUUGCGAUGGCCAAGAGUUCUUUCAAGCUAGAGCAUCCUUUGGAGAAAAGACAGGCGGAAUCUGCUCGUAUCAGAGAGAAAUAUCCGGAUAGAAUUCCAGUCAUUGUGGAGAAGGCAGAGAGAAGUGAUGUACCUGACAUUGAUAAAAAGAAAUAUUUGGUUCCUGCUGAUCUGACUGUGGGGCAGUUUGUUUAUGUGGUUCGAAAGAGGAUCAAACUAAGUGCUGAGAAAGCUAUUUUCAUCUUUGUCAAGGACGUGCUGCCUCCGACUGCUUCUCUGUUAUCAGCAAUCUAUGAUGAAUACAAGGACGAGGAUGGGUUUCUCUACAUGACUUAUAGUGGUGAGAACACCUUUGGCUGUAAUGAAGGGCAGUAAAUAUAUAUAUUUCUUCUGAUAUCAUUUCAAUUGUAAAGUCCAUUACUUUUAACUGAUAUGUUCAUCAAACUUAGCUGCACAUUACCUUGUUGAAGAAAUCUCUGUUUAUAUAUUACUCUAUUUAAACGA